AUGAAUCUCUAUGAUGAUGAUGUUGCUAAACAGCUUCAGCAUAUGAUAGCAUUUAUUCAACAAGAAGCAGCUGAAAAAGUUGAAGAAAUUGAAGUAAAAGGUGAAGAAGAAUUUAAUAUUGAAAAAAGUCGUUUAGUUUCUCAACAACGUAUUAAAAUAAUUGAAUAUUAUGAUAAAAAAGAAAAACAAAUUGAAUUACAAAGAAAAAUUCAACAUUCAAAUUUAGCUAAUGCAAGUCGUCUUUCAAUUCUUAAAGCACGUGAUGAUUAUAUUCAAGCUUUAAAAGAAGAAACAAGAAAACAAUUAACUAUUUUAACACAAGAUCGAGUAAAAUAUAUAUAUAUUAUUGUUAAUCUUAUUACACAAGGUCUUAUUGUACUUAUGGAAGAAAAUGUUAUGAUCAGAUGUCGACCAGAUGAUUAUGGUCUUGUUCAACAACUUAUUCCCGAUGCUAUUCAACGAUAUCACAGAGUUUUACAACAAAAAAAUAUUCAAGUUACAGUUGAUGAUAAGAAUUUCUUACGUGACGAUUUAGCUGGUGGUGUUGAACUUUAUGGAAUGGAUGGAAAAAUUCAUGUAUCAAAUACAAUUGAAGCUCGUCUUGAACUAAUUUUUCAUCAAAUGUUACCCGAAAUUCGACGAGACUUGUUCGGUAUUAAUCAACAUCGCAAAUAUUAUUAUUAA
Molecule: messenger RNA, 684 nt
Organism: Rotaria sordida
Lineage: Eukaryota; Metazoa; Rotifera; Eurotatoria; Philodinida; Philodinidae
Source: the annotation of a GenBank genome assembly